Molecule: messenger RNA, 348 nt
Organism: Sclerotinia borealis F-4128
Lineage: Eukaryota; Fungi; Ascomycota; Leotiomycetes; Helotiales; Sclerotiniaceae
Source: the annotation of a GenBank genome assembly
AUGAGUAUCUCCAGAGAAGCAACCAUGCAAGAUCCAGCAUCCGCAGAAGUCGAUGAAAUCACCGAUAUUCUCAGCGGUAUGAAAGUCAAAGACACGGGUGUAGAAAACCAGGUUGAGAUGAUGGAAAUCAUCUUCGAUGUCGAAGAUAUCGAAGACGUCGAAAUGACAGAGCAUGUCUCUAAUGGAGACUCAAGUGAGUCGCCUCGUUUCGAAGACAUCGAAGACAUCGAAAUGACAGAGCAUGCCUCUGAUGGGGACUCAAGUGAGUCGCCUCGUUUCGUUCCCAUGCUUGGUAUUUGGACGAGCAGCCGAAUCAUGUUCUUUCCUGGAAUCCUUUUUCUCGAGUGA